UUUUGAUACUUAAUAGGUAAAUAGGCUUUUAAAAAAAGAAAAUAUCAAGAUCUGUUUUAAAAUUACUAUUUUUUUUUUUUAAGUUGAUAUUUCGAUAAAUAUAACAAUUUUAAAUUCGAUAAUCUUCAAAUCUUGCCAUUGAUUUAGAUGAAAACAAAUCGGUAAUAGAUUUAGUACCUACGACCUAAGGGUUUGCGCGAAACGAUGAGAAAAUACCAACAGUUGCUGUUGGUGCUUGUGUCUUUUGUCAGCGUCUUUUCGCUGUUGUUGUACAGAUAUGAAUACAUGCAGCUUUUGAACGUUUUGGAAGUGCUCAACUUUUUCGGUUACACAGCUGAUAACAUGACGAAUUGUGUUCUAUUGGAAGAUAAGUUUUAUGUGGAUCUGGAAAAUGACAAUUUGUUGGCGAAAGCACCUGUCUCCUGGAUUAAACGGGAUCAGUACUAUGCGUACUCUGCCUUCUGGUCCACUCAACAACAAUCUGUUCAUUUGCCGAUUCUAGGCCCAAGAUCAGCGUUUUCUGGUUAUGAAUGUCGUGUUUGGUUUAAAAUGGCAGAUCAGUUCAUUUCUAAGACAGCCAAACUUUCUUAUAGCGUUAAAACUAAUAACCAUGAUCCAAAUUUUCAUCAAUAUGAGGUUCAUUGUAAGCCUGACAAUGUUCCUGAUGACACUGAACCAUAUGGAGUUUUGCUGGGACGGGAAAAUUCUUUAAAAUUAUUCAUACCAAUUAAAAUUCAAAAGGAAUUUCUCAUCAAAGAUGAUUUAAUUGUAUGUAUUGCACCAGAUUAUUCUGGAAUUCCUGAUACAUAUCUCGUGGAAUUCAUUGCAUAUCAUACAUUGAUUGGUGUUCGUCAUUUUGUAGUAUACGAUAUUGGCAUACAUUACAAAGUUAUUGAAUUUUUACGCUCAAUUGCUGGCCACAGAGAUUUGUAUAAAACUUUUUCUACGCUGUCUUGGCAGUUUCCUUUGACUGAUUCACAAUUAGAAAAGUCAAUUUUACAAAAAGAUUGUUUGCAAAGAACACAGGGUAUUGCUGAACAUAGUAUUUUAUUAUCAUGGGAUCAGUACUUAAUAUUAAACAAAGAUGAACGAUUGAGUUCUUUAAAGAAGGACAUUGAAUAUACAUUUGAAAUAAAGAAAUGUUGUAAUAAUCGGCAGUUAAAAAAAUCUUGGCCUAUGGCUAUGAAGAAAACAAUAUGUGAAAGGACCAACAAAACAGUAAAUACCAUCAUUGAUGACCAAAUAAUGAAUUAUCAAUCGCCUACAAAAAUGGGAUCAAUACAUAGGUUGGAAGAAGUAUGUGAAAAAGCCUAUGGAAAAGAUGACAAAAGUAUGGCUAAGUAUUUAAUUAAUUUUGUUAAUAGUAAACUGUUGAGCUUAUGGAAAACUCAAUUAAAAUUAUCCAUUAGUCAUGCAACAAAUAACAAUAUGAUAAAUCUGUAUAAAAAUUAUUCUUGAAUUUAUUUUGACUGUAACAUUUAAAAAGGAAUU
Rhopalosiphum maidis (corn leaf aphid) is the source of this 1491-nucleotide messenger RNA. RefSeq lists its product as uncharacterized. Lineage: Eukaryota; Metazoa; Arthropoda; Insecta; Hemiptera; Aphididae. The transcript has a single exon. The record is from RefSeq and is a predicted model, not a curated record. The coding region runs from base 205 to 1458 and encodes 417 amino acids.